AUGGGGUUGAUCAUGACCCAAUCUCGGAUCUUGAAUCUCACUGACAGAGAUUUGUUUGGCCGUCUUGUUACUUACAAACGUCUAGAGGAGCCUCCACACCCGACUAACAUCGGACCACUAGUGACAUGUCAGGAGUGUCAGUACCCCCGAUCCCAUCCGCAACUCCAAGAAGCUAAUCUCAACCCUGCGAAAGAUCCUCAAACGCAGCAAAACAAGCGAUGGCAAAUGUUCGCUAUGCUUCUCAGCCUAUGGACGCGAUGGGUGUUUCCAGGAAAUGUGCAUUGA
This is a messenger RNA of Penicillium crustosum, 285 nucleotides long. RefSeq lists its product as uncharacterized. The record is from RefSeq and is a predicted model, not a curated record. The transcript is spliced from 2 exons. Lineage: Eukaryota; Fungi; Ascomycota; Eurotiomycetes; Eurotiales; Aspergillaceae. Bases 1 to 285 code for a protein of 94 amino acids.